CUCGAUCUCUGUUCAUUGUUCAGUUAUCAAGAUCUCUAUCAGGCAUGGCUCGCAUUGCAAUUGACAUCAUCUCCGACACCAUCUGUCCCUGGUGCUUCAUCGGGAAAAGGCGCCUCGAGCGGGCUAUUGCCACUUUCCAAGCUUCAUCAAAGACUCAACACACCUUCGACAUCAAGUGGCAUCCCUUCUACCUCGGCCCACCGACAGGGCCAGUACAGAGCAAGCUGCAGCGCUACGAGGAGAAGUUUGGUGCUGCAAAAGUCGCGCAGAUUAUUCCAUACAUGAAGCAAGUUGGUGAACAGGAAGGUAUCCACUUCAGCUAUGAUGGACCCAUUGGUCCGACCUACCUCUCACACAGGAUGCUGCAGUAUGUGCAGGACCAUGAGCCUGCCAAGACCGAUGCUGUUGUCAUGGCCAUUUUCAAAGCCUAUUUCGAAGAGUGUGGCAAUAUCUUUGAGAUGCUGCCUUUGCUGGAGAUUGUGAGUAAAGCAGAGACUGGCAUUGAUAUGGCUGCUGCAAAGGCAUUCAUCUCUGACCCUGCAGGCCGCGGCAUCAUCGACAAGCAGGUGAUGGAUGGCCAGAAGCAGGGCGUGAACGGCGUGCCUGAUUUCACCAUUGCCGGGCGCUACCACCUGAACGGUGCCCAGGAGCCUGAGGCUUUCCUACGUAUCUUUGAGCAGCUGGCGAGCAGGGAGACGUAGCCAGGUCAUCUGUAUACUACUGUACUGUGAAUCUGCCAUCUGA
This is a messenger RNA of Protomyces lactucae-debilis, 744 nucleotides long. RefSeq names its product thioredoxin-like protein. Gene Ontology annotation, molecular function: oxidoreductase activity. The transcript has a single exon. Lineage: Eukaryota; Fungi; Ascomycota; Taphrinomycetes; Taphrinales; Protomycetaceae. The coding region runs from base 45 to 701 and encodes 218 amino acids. The record is from RefSeq and is a predicted model, not a curated record.